AUGGCUAGAGCGACUAUAAAAUCAGGGACUAUAAAUAUAUUAAACACCAUAAUUGGUGCAGGUAUUUUGGCAAUGCCUUAUGGUUUAAAAGCAAAUGGUUUAUUAUUUGGAUCGAUUCUAAUACUAUGGUCAGCUUGUACUUCAGCAUUUGGUCUUUAUUUACAAAAUAAAGUUGCAAGAUAUACAAAACAAAGAGGUUCAGUAUCAUAUUUUAGUUUAGCACAAGUCACUUAUCCUAAUUUAUCAAUUGUUUUUGAUUCAGCAAUAUCAAUUAAAUGUUUUGGUGUUGGGAUUUCAUAUUUAGUAGUUAUUGGAGAUUUAAUGCCUAAAAUUAUGGAAACAUUGGAAGUUAAAGAAGAAUCCAUUUUAAUGAGUAGAAAUUUUUGGAUUACAAUUUUUAUGGUUUUCAUUGUUGCACCUUUAUCAUUUUUGAAAAAAUUAAGUAGUUUGAAAUAUACUAGUAUUUUAGCAUUAUUUUCAGUUGCUUACUUAGUUUGUUUAGUCAUUGAAAGUUAUAUUGAAAUUGGAUUUGGAAUAGAGAAAGGUGAAAGUUUGUCAAUCAAUCUGUUUAACCCUGUCCCAGCAAAACACAUUGAUUGGAUAGGUCCAAUUGACUGGAAACAAACAUUAAGUUCAUUUCCCAUGUUCGUUUUUGCUUAUACAUGUCAUCAGAAUAUGUUUGCUAUAAUUAAUGAGUUAAGACCAGAUGAUAAAGAUGGAUCACAAACAAGACAAUCUAAUUUAAUUAUACGUAAUGCUAUACUUACAGCAUUAUUCUCUUAUUUAAUUGUUGCUAUUUUUGGUUAUUUGACUUAUGGUGAUGCAGUUAAUGCAAAUAUUAUUGCAAUGUAUCCUAGAGAUUCAAUAAGUACUUUAAUUGGAAGAUUAUGUAUCGUCAUAAUGGUUAGUCUAUCAUUCCCAUUACAAUGCCAUCCAUGUAGAGGAUCAGUCAAUCAUGUUAUAUACUUUUUGCAACAUGGUGCUGAAUCUUAUAAAUUUAGACAUGGUAAAAAAUUUGAUAGAUUACUUGAAAAUGCAGGAAAUGAAUCUGGUUAUUCUUCCAUGAAUUCUGAUAUUGAAAGUUUAAGUUCAAUAAAUGAAAACAGUUUAAUGGAAGCUUCAUUUAUAUCAACUACUCCAAUGGAAGGUGCACAUGAUACCGAUGGUCAUGAUCCAAUUAUUGUUCCAUUAACAAACACAAAAUUUUACAUCAUUACAGCAGUCAUAGUAGUUUUAAGUUACGCAGUAGCAUUAUCAGUUACAUCACUUGCAAAAGUUUUAGCAUUAGUCGGAAGUACGGGUUCAACAUCAAUAUCAUUUAUUUUACCAGGUCUAUUUGGUUAUUUAUUAAUGAAACCAUUAGAUAAAAGAACUCAACUUAAUAGUUUAGAAAAAUUUUGUAAAUAUGGUGGAUUGUUUUUGGCGAUUUGGGGAUUUGUUGUUAUGAUUACUUGCUUAGGAGCAACACUUUUCAUAACAGUUGAAAAUUGA
Lodderomyces pseudojiufengensis is the source of this 1491-nucleotide messenger RNA. RefSeq lists its product as uncharacterized. The coding region runs from base 1 to 1491 and encodes 496 amino acids. The record is from RefSeq and is a predicted model, not a curated record. Gene Ontology annotation, molecular function: L-lysine transmembrane transporter activity; L-tyrosine transmembrane transporter activity; L-glutamate transmembrane transporter activity. Gene Ontology annotation, biological process: amino acid transmembrane transport. NCBI's taxonomy places the organism in Eukaryota, Fungi, Ascomycota, Pichiomycetes, Serinales, Debaryomycetaceae. Gene Ontology annotation, cellular component: fungal-type vacuole membrane. The transcript has a single exon.